UUCCCCUGCCUGCCAGGAGCUUCGACCACUUGGGCUGAAUCAGGAGCUGUAAAAAUGGCCAGAAUCAGGCUGCCUUUGCUGUUUGCUGGCAUUGUGCUUGCAAUCAUCUUAAUGCCAGAUUUUCUUGGGGCUGGUCCAGUGGGGUACCCAGAAAAGGAAGAAGUAGCUGAGGUUGCUGAAGACCAGCCGGCUAGCUCAUUAGCCCUGAGGAAACUGACACGCAAUAAGAGGAAUCCUGUUGCUUACUACAAACGCUUGCCUGAAUUCUGGGCCUGGUACAGAUAUUAUAUGGACACCCACAACCAGGAAGGAAUUGAGAGUUUGGACCAGCUCUACUUGAUCUACUUGCAGAAUAAGCACCGGGCUGAUGGGGACAAUUCCUACAAACAUUAUCUCACUCACCUGAGCGAGGUCUACAAAGCCUGUUCUAAAUCAGAUGACCCUGACUGCAUUCCAGAGUACACUAGCAAGCCCACAGCUAAGGUUGUUCUGCCUGCUGCUCUGAGGCAAGCGCCAGUAAAUGUGUGUAAUCCAUAUCUUGAUCCACACUGUAUCUUUUCUCUGGGCCCUCAAGCAGCACCUGAAAAUCCUCCUCCUGCUCCUGUUUCAGUUAAAUCUCCCAGUCCCUUUCGGCUUCCCUCGCCCAUAAAAUCCCCAUCUGGAUACCAUUACUAUGCCCCAGCAAUGGCACCUUUUCUUUCAAGCGAACAGUCAGCUGAGCUGCUUCGGAUCUGCAACCCGUCUGAUGUAGAGUGCUUGCAAUAUCACUUGCGUGCUUCUUAUGGUUACAGACCUGCUCUUACACCAGUGCCUUCCUAUGCCUACAUGGGGUGCGAUCCUACUAAAGACCCUUAUUGCAGGCCUACAAUGAUAGCCAAAACUCCAUCAGGUCUGUAUAAUGUAUACCCUCACUGUAACCCUGCUGUUGACCCUCUCUGUGUCAGUAAUGUAGCUCCAGCUUCCCAAACUGCUGAAGACACCCCUAAAGGGCAGUACUGCAACCCACUGCUUGACAAAGGGUGCAACCCACUCACAGCUAACAGGAUGGUCACACUUAAAUCUCCUGUGCAGCAGUAUGUGCCACAAGGUGAGCUGACCCCCCUUCACCUAUCUUCCCUAAUGCAACCAUUUCUGAUUAACCAACAAGGAAAGUCCAGUGCCACACCAGAGUGCCAUCCAUAUGACCCCAACUGUAGCAAUUUUUCUCCUCCGGCUUCCAUUGAGGCAGGUAAGAAUGUGCAAAAUGGCAUCAUCUUACCUCAUCCUGACUGCGAUCCUGAGAUUGACUACAAUUGCCGUCUGCGUCGUGCCGACCCCAAAGACAACAUAAAGAAUGAGCCGGAGAGUAGUGAUGAUGCGAGCAAUGCCAAUGUAGCACCACAAUACCAUGCCCCACGAUUCGAAGAUUUCCUUAGGGGGUACCUAGGUCACUAUAAGAAAUAAACAAGCCAUUAUCUGGUAACCUUUUAACACUGAACUUAGUUGCAGUGUUUCAAAAGAACUCACAAACAUGCUGAAGUGUGCAGGUCAUCAGAAACCUUCUUGUAAUGAAGCCAGAGCUCAUACUUCCAAACAGUCUAGAACAGAUGAAGAGGCCUGUGCUUUAUUGGUAAAAUUUCAACUCAACAUGUUCUGAAUUUAUGUGUAUUGCAAAUAGGAAGAUAAAAAAUAUAAUAUGAGCAACUUGCUUUUCUGGUCAAACUAGUCUUUUUUUGUUUUGUAAUUUUAAGCCCAUGCUCUCCUGAACAACAUUAAGUAUUGGC
Silurus meridionalis is the source of this 1763-nucleotide messenger RNA. It is a transcript of the gene and2, whose product is annotated as actinodin2. Lineage: Eukaryota; Metazoa; Chordata; Actinopteri; Siluriformes; Siluridae. The coding region runs from base 55 to 1443 and encodes 462 amino acids. The transcript has 5 exons. The record is from RefSeq and is a predicted model, not a curated record.